AUGCUCCUCAAGGCCGAGACGCUCGCUCAGGGCAAGGGCGCACUGCUCGGCGGCCAGGCGUCGCUGCCGGCGCUGCCCGUGCCGGCGCUGGAGCAGACGUUCAAGAAGUACCUGCGCAGCACGCAGCCGCACCUCGACGCCGCCGCCUUCAAGAAGACGGAGCAGGCCGUGCAGGCGGCCCUCGACGGCGGCGACGCGGCGCUCUUCAAGGAGCUGCAGGCGCGCCUCGAGGCACGCGCCAAGGACUCCGCCAGCGAGGGCAACUGGCUCGCCAGCUGGUGGAAUGAGGCGGCAUACAUGGGCUACCGCGACCCCGUCGUGCCGUACGUUAGCUACUUCUACGCGCACGCCGACGACCGCAGCCGCCGCACCGGCACCAAGCGUGCCGCGAGCCAGCUCAAGGCGAUGCUGCAGUUCCGCCGCCUGGUGGAGAGCGAGGAGCUCACGCCGGAAAAGACCAAGACGGGCCCGAUGUGCAGCGCCUCGUACCCGUGGAUGUUCAACUCGUGCCGCAUCCCCGUCAAGGACAUGGACCAGGCCACCAAGGCCGACCCGCGCAGCAACAACCACCUCGUGGUGGCGUACGGCGGGCGCUUCUACGAGUUUGACCUCGUGCACUCCGGCGAGGAGCUCAGCGCGCAGGAGAUCGAGAGCCAGCUGGAGCGCAUCGUCGCAAACGCCGGCGCGCCCGAGAGCAAGCCCGUCGGCGCGCUGACGUCGGACAACCGCGACAAGUGGGCUGCCGCGCGCGACGCUCUGCUGGCCGUCGGCAACGGCGGCGGCGAGAAGAACAAGGCGGCGCUGGCGCGCAUCGAGAGCUCCGUCAUUGUGCUGGCGCUCGACGCCGACUCGCCGACCACCAUUGAGGAGCGCUCGUGGGCCCUCUGGUGGGGCGACGGCAAGAACCGCUUCUACGACAAGCAGCAGCUCGUCGUCUCGGCCAACGGCAAGUCGGGCUACAUGGGUGAGCACUCGACGAUGGACGGCACGCCGACGCUGCGCAUGAACGACUUUGUCCUGUCUGCGCUCGCCGCCAACAAAAUCGACCUCGGCAGCGGCUCGCGCUCGCUGCCCACGCCCAAGGCCAUCGAGUUUGCGCUCGACGCCAACGUCGAGGGCCGCAUCGCCGACUCGAUCAAGGCGUUCGAGGAGCUCAAGGCGAAGCACGACCUCGCCGUGCUCGACUUCCAGGGCUACGGCAAGGGCGCCAUCAAGAAGUACAAGUGCAGCCCCGACGCGUGGGUGCAGAUGGCGAUCCAGCUGGCGUUCUACAAGAUGUACGGCGCGCCGUGCGCCACGUACGAGUCGGCGCAGACGCGCAAGUUCAAGUUUGGCCGCACCGAGGUGAUCCGCAGCUGCAGCGUCGAGAGCAAGGCGUUCUGCGAGGCGAUGGAGAGCAGCUCGGCGUCCGACGAGGAGCGCUCGCAGGCAUUCCAGGCGGCCGUCAAGCAGCACCUGGCCUACGCCAAGGACGCUGCCGACGCGCAGGGCGUUGACCGCCACCUGUUCGGCCUCAAGAAGCUGCUCAAGGACGGCGAGCAGCUGCCGGCGCUGUACCAGGACGAGGCGUUUGCCAAGUCGAGCCACUGGAAGCUCUCCACGAGCCAGAUCUCGAGCGAGAGCUUCGCCGCGUGGGGCUACGGCGAGGUCGUGCCGGACGGCUUCGGCUGCGCGUACGCCAUCAAGGAGAACUCGCUCACGUUCACGCUCACGUCGCUCAAGCUCGACGCCAGCCGCCUGCGCCACUACAUCAACGAGAGCAUCAACGAGCUGCGCGAGCUGCACGACCGCCUCGCUGCGGGCCAGAGCAAGCUGUAG
Molecule: messenger RNA, 1818 nt
Organism: Tilletiopsis washingtonensis
Lineage: Eukaryota; Fungi; Basidiomycota; Exobasidiomycetes; Entylomatales
Product: putative carnitine O-acetyltransferase mitochondrial precursor
Exons: 5
Coding region: 1-1818 (605 amino acids)
Biological process (GO): carnitine metabolic process
Cellular component (GO): mitochondrion; peroxisome
Molecular function (GO): carnitine O-acetyltransferase activity
Source: RefSeq, a predicted model, not a curated record